AUGUAUUGCAGCUGGACUCGGAUGCAGAGCACAUGGGCGAAGCUCAAUCUGGUAACAAGCCAAGCCGUACCGCAGCACACGAGGAUCAAGACCUGCUUGCUGAUCACACAUGAUAAAAUCAUUCACUUCCCUCUGGCCGUGCUGCCGUACGUCAAAGGCCAGGAAGACGCCGCACCGUAA
Molecule: messenger RNA, 180 nt
Organism: Geosmithia morbida
Lineage: Eukaryota; Fungi; Ascomycota; Sordariomycetes; Hypocreales; Bionectriaceae
Exons: 2
Coding region: 1-180 (59 amino acids)
Source: RefSeq, a predicted model, not a curated record